AUGGAGGAAGAAAAAGUCCACGCCUCGUUCGGAGUGCUGUACAAUAACGAAAAGGGGGAGCUAUACAUAACGAGCAGAUACCUGGUGUACAUUUCUGAGCGCACGAAAAGGGAAAAGGCCCAAAGCAACUCUCUUUUCCUCAUCGAUGACAUUGACUUGAAGCUAUGUAUAUUCAGUUGGAAGAAAACGGAAAAGUCCAAAAAGAAGAGUAAAACCAGAUUCACCUUCGCCAUAACGAACAAAAAAAAUAAUUUCUGUUUUCAUGACUAUAACCACACAGAGUCGUUCAUUUUUGAAUUCUUCAAUGACGAAGACAAUAGCAAGGUAUGCCAGAUUAUCAACACGCUGAAUAAGGAUAACAUAAAGAAUCACAUCUACAUAGAGUUUAACUUGCACUUAAUUAGAGACAAGUACAAAGUGUACGAGGAGUCCUCUGGGGUAAUAAUAGGAAAAGCUCAAUCUACAGGAAUCGCAGAAGAAGAGAAAAAAGGGGAUCACUUUAUCGAUAUUGUUAGUAGAGAGCAUAUUCCCCCAAAGCAUGGUGCCCCCUCACAUUUUGUAAAAAAGGAAAAUGAUGAACCAUGCGGGGAGGACAAAGACAUAGCAGUUAAACGGGACUCGGCUACAAGGACACUCCACCAUGGGAGUGACAAAAAUGGGGAGAGUAGCCAAAGUGAGGACAGCGACCAUAGUGAGCAAAAUAGUCUAUCGGAAGAUAACGCCAAGGAAAACGAAUCACUAAGCAGCCUGCACAAAAUGUUCGAGACGGAUUCACAGCUCAAGAACCUCUACCAAAUGUGUAUCCAAAACAACAUACUAACAGAGAAGGAAUUCUACAAAAUACACAAAAGCGACAUAUACGAGUAUAGAAAUAUCAGCUCCAGUGCGGAGGAUGGAAUUCUGAAGGAACCCCUAUUCAUAACGGAGGAACAAAAAAUGGCAAAGAGCGUCGAAAUAAAUAAACAAAUAAGCAGAGUUAUUUUGUCGGAGAACAAAGAGCUGAAGAAGCUCUACGAUUAUUACAUGGCCAACAAUAUCCUCAGUGAAAGCAAAUUCUGGUUCUUCCUUUUUAACAACAAAUAUAGCCACUUAUUUUUUUACGAUAAAAAUGAAAAGGACAUAAUGGGGAAUAAAAACUUCUUCUCCAUUAAGGGUGACCAGCAGAAGAGGGCAGGAGGGGUCGGUACGGACAUAGCUAGGGACAGGACUGAUGACCAGAGGGAUGCAACACGCACCACGGAUGAAGAAGAAAACACAUAUUACAAAAAUAUGUCCCUAUCAUAUGACAUGGAUAAUCCAAAUCAAGACAUAAAAGGGACAUUGGAAAAAUGCAUUUUAAAGGAAUACCUUUCCACCAAAUCGUACAAAAGGAAAAACAUCCUUUUUAACAACAACUACUAUUUAAAUGAAGAAAGUGCCCAGGGGUUUGGAUUAUUCACGAAUGAGAAAUAUUCCAAAGGGAGCAACUCCCACAACCUCCUAAUUAACAAAUUUAAUAAUUACUGCAUUGGGAUGAUAAAGGAUAAAACAUUUACCCUCGACACUUUUUACGAAGAUUUGAAAAACAAAAUUGAGGACACCGAUUUGAAUCCCAUGAAGGAAAAAAAAGAGUUGCAAUUUCAAAUCGAAAAAAAAAAAAAAAAACGGCCCUUUGAUAGUGAGACAGAUAAUGAAGAGUCGACUCAUGCUGCGGAACGGCUGAAUCAAAAGUUUGCCACGCUCCAGGACCAGCUCAACACAUUUAAGCAGCAUACCGGAAAGAAGAACUACACUGACUUGUUCAAUAUAGGGAGACUCCUGUUUGUCUCCAACACGAAGAAGUGCCAGAGCAACCAGUCCAUGCUGAUAGGCACGAUCGAGUACGAGCAGCACAUCCUCGACAUUGUGAAGGACUACCACGUGAAAGUGAACUAUUUGCUGAACUUGUUCUACACGUCGUGCAUUCCGGAACAGGAGAAGAGGAACAAGAUCCUGGAAAAUCUGUCCAAGAUUAAAGAGGAGAUACAGGCCAAGCAGGAGGAGUACAACAGUGUGCUUAUAAUGGGAAAGCCGCUGCUAAUUCACCUGUUUGAACAAAUAAGUAUCUGCAAGAAGUUUAAUGAAAAGCUGGAUAGGUACAUCCAGGAAAAGAGGAAGAAGGCAUGA
This is a messenger RNA of Plasmodium coatneyi, 2145 nucleotides long. RefSeq lists its product as uncharacterized. Lineage: Eukaryota; Apicomplexa; Aconoidasida; Haemosporida; Plasmodiidae. The record is from RefSeq and is a predicted model, not a curated record. The transcript is spliced from 3 exons. Bases 1 to 2145 code for a protein of 714 amino acids.